UACGAACAAUCAUUGACACCGAACGACGGUAAACAUUCGUAUUUAUAAUAGCAAUUAUUAGUAAUUAUUCAUUACUACUGAAUAUCCCAACGAAGAGAAAAUAAUCGUAACUGAUUGGUAACGCGUUCGCCACAUAAAAUAUUACUAAUCGAAGUUUCAAGUUGAUUUUUCACAAUGAAUAUACUUCCCAAAAAACGCUGGCAUGUUCGCACCAAAGACAAUAUUGCACGAGUUCGGCGCGAUGAAGCAAAAGCCGCCGAGGAAGAAAAGGAACGGCAAAGAAGGAUUGCUCUCGCGGACCAAGAGGCAAAGAUAGACUUUCUUCGACAGAAAGCGCGUUCGGGAAGAUCUACAACAGUAACGGUUACUUCUAAUGAAUUAGAGGAGCGAAUCAACAAGAAGGAGCACGUCAACUUUUUUGAAGAAUUGGAAUCAGGUAAAGUUGAUGGAGUGCAACGGAAGAAUGUAGAUCAUGAACGGGAGAAAAAAGAAGAACAGGAAAAGUAUGAAAAGCAGAUUGGUUAUUUAACAUACUUGGGUCAGGACACGAAUGAAGCAUUAGGAAAGCGAGAUUGGUAUGACACAGCUCCCAUUAGAAAUAACACACAAGAUAAAGAUAAGAAAUGCGUUGAGGUUGGCUUAAAAACAAAAGCAUAUAAUGAUCCACUAAAUGUUAUGCGACGCUAUCUUCCCGAAAAGUCAUUGCCUUCUGCUACAGUGCGUGAUAUAGAAAAGGAAGACAAAGUUAUUCAAAAUCCUACUUCUUCAAAACUACAUUAUGAGCCACUGUUCAAUAAACCCAAUAAUCAUUCUAAAAAGAAGCGUCGUAGAAGCAGUUCCUCGGAAAGUAGAAGUGAGUUAGAACGAGCAAAGCGAAAAAAGCACAAGAAGCAUAAGAAAAAACAUAAAAAACGAAAAUUGUCGAGUUUAGAAACAUCAUCCUCUGAUGAAGAUCAGAAGCAAGCAAAAAGAAUGAAAUUGGAUACUUUACGCAAAGAAAGAUUAGCUCGCGAGCGUGAAGAAAAAAUUCGUGCAGAAAAAUUAAUUUCGAAAGUCAGAGGCGACCCUGUACCAUCUCUUCCUAAGCAACCAAUAGUUUCAGAACAUGUGGUGAAACAGAAAUACAAUUCGCAGUUCAACCCAGAGCUAGCAAAACAAAAUUUUGAAUAA
Molecule: messenger RNA, 1170 nt
Organism: Malaya genurostris
Lineage: Eukaryota; Metazoa; Arthropoda; Insecta; Diptera; Culicidae
Product: leukocyte receptor cluster member 1
Exons: 2
Coding region: 175-1170 (331 amino acids)
Source: RefSeq, a predicted model, not a curated record